Aspergillus pseudoviridinutans is the source of this 327-nucleotide messenger RNA. RefSeq names its product DUF3759 domain-containing protein. The transcript has 3 exons. The record is from RefSeq and is a predicted model, not a curated record. NCBI's taxonomy places the organism in Eukaryota, Fungi, Ascomycota, Eurotiomycetes, Eurotiales, Aspergillaceae. Bases 1 to 327 code for a protein of 108 amino acids.
AUGGGCUGGUUCAGCAACGACAGUGACCAGGCUCAGGCCUACGACCAAUAUCAGUCCUACUCCGGAAGCGAUGAGCACAAGGCCAAGCUCAGCCAUGAGCUGAUUGCUGCCGCUGCCUCCUAUGAGGCUGCUAAGGCUUAUGAGAACCACGUUCGUGAAAACGGUCAGCCUGCUAGCCACGCGGAGGCCAAGGAGAUCCUCGCUGGAUUUGCCGGCGCUUUCAUUGACCGUGAAUUUGAGACCAAGGGUCUUGACUUUAUCGACCGGGAGCAGGCCAAGAGACACGCUGAGCGCCAGCUGUCCGACGUCUCCGCUCGGGACUACUAG